AUGGCCUCUCUGGACCUGCCAUACCGCUGUCCUCGCUGCGGGGAGCACAAGCGCUUCCGAAGCCUGUCAUCCUUGCGCGCCCACCUGGAGUACAACCACACGUACGAGACCCUCUACGUCCUCUCCAAAUCAAACAGUGUGUGCGACGCUGCUGCUCUGCUGCCCCUAGUGGCCGAGGGAGCUCUCCUGACACCCGCCAACAACAACGACCCUUUUGAGCCUCUUCGGCCUUCAGCUUUGAAGGAACGGCGCUUUCCCUGCCGCGAGCUUCCUUGUUCGGACGACCUGAGCUUGACUCCGGCUAACUCCAACACUGCAGCGCGGUAUAUUCCGAAUGUGGAGUUUCCCCUGGGGGAGAUUUUUAUGAAGAAAGCCAUGACAUCUGCAGACCCAGGUCCCCAUGGAAACCCCAGCACAGCUGUAGCGGUGGCAGCUAAUGUAGCGGCGAGUGCAGUUGAAGCAGCGUACGAGGAAGGCCUGGCCAGGCUGAAGGCGCGGGCGUUUGAACGGCUAGAACUGGACGAGAGGCUGGAGAAGCUGUCUGAAGAGGUGGAGCAGAAAAUAGCGGCCCGUGUAGGCCGGCUGCAGGCAGAGCUGGAGAGGAAGAGCUCCGAGCUGGAGCGGGCCAAGCAGGAGAGCGAGCGGCUGAGCCAGGAGAAACAAGACCUGGAGGACAAGGCCUCUGAGCUCUCUCGGCAGGUGGACGUCUCUGUGGAAAUGCUAGCUAACCUCAAGCAGGAUCUGGUGAACAAGGAGGCAGAGCUGAACCACAAACAGCAGGAGGUCGCCCAGAUUGACCAGUUCCUUCAGGAGACGGCGGCACGUGAGGCCAAUGCUAAGGUGCGCCUGCAGCAGUUUAUCGAGGAGCUGCUGGACCGAGCCGACCGCGCCGAAAAACAGCUGCAGAUCAUCAGCAGCUGUGGCACCACACCGAACGGCAGCCUGGGACGCUGCAGCCUGCAGGCCUCGAAGGGGAACGGACGGCAGAGAAACUCGAGCAUCUCUGGGAGCACAAGGGGAAUGUACCAGGUGUCAGAGAGACGCUCCUCCCCCAGCACAGGAGCAUCAGGGAGGAUCAAGUCGGUCUCACAGGGUUCUGGAGGUUACGACAGCGACAGCGUUGAGAUGCAUCCCAUGGAGGAGUGUCCCGAGGCCCAGUACUAUCACAUGCAGUGCCGGCUGGGCGAGGGGGGUUACGACCGCUCCCCUGGAUGUGGCUCAAGAAACUGGGGUCUUCGGAAACAAGCGAUCCAGAACUGGCAGCGUCGGCCUUACAGGAACAGCACUGAAGGUGAGGAGGGGGACGUAUCGGACGUGGGCUCCCGAACUACUGAGUCUGAAGUGGAGAUGUGGGAACAAGAGAGAAGAGCUGUGGCCGAAGUCCAGCAGUCCGCUGCGCCUUAUCCUCACCACAGCAGGGCGGCGUACCGCCCAAACACAGGUCGAUCUGAAGGGGUCUACAGCAAGCCGUGCCGCCACGAAAAGAGCCCGUCCAAAUCCAACGAGGUGAUCAGUCCGGAGAUCCUGAAGAUGCGCGCGGCUCUCUUCUGUAUCUUCACCUACCUGGACACUAAAACCCUGCUGAGAGCUGCUGAAGUUUGCCGCAACUGGAAGUUUGUAGCCCGCCACCCAGCGGUGUGGACCAGAGUGCUGCUAGAGAAUGCUCGCAUUUCUUCCAAGUUCCUGAGCACAUUGUCUCAGUGGUGCACUCAGACGCACUCUCUCAUCCUGCAAAACCUCAAACCAAGACAGCGGGGCAAGAAGGAAACCAAGGAGGACUACCUUAAAAGCACACGUGGCUGUCUGGAAGAGGGUCUGGAGGCAUUGUUAAAGGCCACAGGAAGUAACCUGCUGAUACUGAAGAUUUCUCACUGCCCCAACCUGCUGACUGAUCGCUCCCUUUGGCUGGCCAGCUGCUACUGCCGAGCCCUUCAGGCCGUAACCUACAGGAGUGCCACAGAUCCAGUUGGACAGGAGGUGAUCUGGGCCCUUGGAGCAGGUUGCAGAGACAUAAUUUCCCUGCAGGUGGCGCCACUACAUCCAUGCCAACAACCUGCUCGCUUCAGCAACCGAUGUCUGCAGACCAUUGGGAGAUGCUGGCCGCACCUCCGCGCUCUUGGUGUCGGAGGGGCUGGAUGUGGGAUUCAGGGACUGGCCUCACUGGCGAGGAACUGCAUGCGUCUGCAGGUGUUGGAGUUGGACCAUGUGAGUGAAAUCAACCAGGAGGUGGCAGCAGAGGUUUGCAGAGAGGGUCUGAAGGGCCUCGAGAUGCUGGUGCUCACCUCCACACCGGUCACUCCAAAAGCCCUGCUCCACUUCAACAGUGUUUGCCGCAACCUCAAGUCCAUCGUGGUUCAGAUUGGUAUAGAAGACUACUUUGAGGACCCCAACAGCCCCGAAGCUAGAAAAUUGUUUGAUGAGAUGGUUAACAAGCUGCAGGCUCUGAAAAAGAGACCUGGCUUCUCCAAAAUCCUCCAUGUGAAAGCAGACAGUCUCUGCUAACGUCUUUUAUGCAGAUUCGUCAAGUCUUGGAGAGGUGCCAUCAUGGCUCCAGUCAAUCAAAAAGACCCAGCUGUUUUGAGCCUACUUCCUGGGGUUGAAUGCGUCUGCAGCACCAACAGAAACAACAGAAGAUCACUAUGAUGAACCAGGACAGAGGCUGAGUUUGCAUAUUCCAGAAGUACAAAAAUGAAACAGAAAAAUUCCUUUUGAAAUCAAUAUGUCCUUAAUUUUUGGUUAGACCAUUGGACCUACGAUGGCACUGUGUAUCAGACGAAGGGCCUGUUUUAAACUUUACAAACUCAAAGAAA
Molecule: messenger RNA, 2810 nt
Organism: Stegastes partitus (bicolor damselfish)
Lineage: Eukaryota; Metazoa; Chordata; Actinopteri; Pomacentridae
Gene: fbxo41
Product: F-box protein 41
Exons: 13
Coding region: 1-2502 (833 amino acids)
Molecular function (GO): protein binding
Source: RefSeq, a predicted model, not a curated record